CGAUCGGCAACAUGUCGUCGCGCCUAAGAAUUGAACAUGCUCCUCGGGUGCAGCUGCCAGCAGCCACCACCCUAGAUAGAGAAUGCGUCUCAAUAGCGCCCUGCCACUUGGUACAGCUUCUACCUGUGGGCCGCUAGGUGUAUAGCCUAGACUGGGCUAAUCGUAAGUUACCGUUAACACCACUUUUAAAUCCCAGGUUCAAGCGCCCGUUGCUCACAAGGUUGUUCUCUCACCCUCAACGUGUGUCCUAAGUCUCGUCCAGCCAAAAAUGUCCAGUACACCUCUUUCAGAUUCCAAGUUCUCUCUCGAUGUCUCUGGAGUAGCAGGUUUUUUCGGUGGUGAUGAAGCUGUUUCCGCGAUGGCAACCGUACAUGUGUACCAAGGGAGAAAAUGGCUGGGAUGGUACAAUUCACCCGGAUCAUACCUUAUCGCCAAGAGGUAUGGCCAACUCGCCAACUCGCGUUUCUGGGAUGGGCUGUUCCCAGGCGUCAACACCGACCCUGCCACGCUGUUCGAGCUGGAUGGUUGGAAGGGCCCAAAGUUCAAGGGUGUAGAGUCUGGGUCGAACAUCCCCGAAACUGGUCACCUCGCUUCUUUGAUGGUAAAAGAAUGCCAGAUGAAGCAGGGCAUUGAUGUGCCAGGGAGGAAAACUCAACCAGUUGGAGUCACGAUCGUUGACCUCCACUACGUCCCUGAUGGAACCGUGGCACCAAGGCAACUCACAAAAUACACCAGCGUUUUCGCUUUCAUCCCUAUGUCAGUAUCCUUCGGCACCUGCAUCGCGUGCGCUCUCUUCCGAGACUGGUACUCCUUCAGUAUGAUCUUGCUCGGAAUAGUCGCAAGCGGAAUAUCGUGUUUUGUCAUCGGAUCCGGAAAAUUCACUUUCUCUCAUCCCAUCCCAGCCCCGGGAGCGCCGCGAGGUGAUGGAUUGCUCAUCACCGAUAACAAUGCCAUCGUCCUACUUGGCGAAGAGGGCGCUGUCAAUUCCAUUACCCGUGGGAGAUUCUCUCUGAACUUCGGCAGUGAACCAGAAUACAGAAACAUCGGCAUAUGUUCGUUGAUCCUCACGACGCAAUUCAUCGCACAGCUGCUGCUCAUACCCCAGGCUGCGCUCUUCGGACAGAUUAUGUUCAUAACCUCGCUCGCAGUCUCAUGGGCAUACAACUCAUGGUUAUCAUCGUUGGAUAAGGCAGAGAUCCAGAGGAGGCUACUACUGGAUGUGGUCCUCAAGCGACCUUUGAUGACGAAAUAUAUGUUGGGCACGCGCACUACCAUGGCAGUUUUCGUUCUUCUGGCGUUGAAUCCAUCAGACCCAGCAAAGGUACUCGAUGAUCUUCUCCCAAACGAUACCAAAGUGUGGAAGAGGUGGAAAUCAAUUAUUCUGUCAAAGCUGCAGGACGGCGAGAAGAUGCACUUUCAAUCGGCCGACUGGGACUAUGGAAGUUUCAACGGGAGUGAGAGCACACUUCUGAAGACUCUCUUAGGGGACGCCCAGGCUGCCUAUGACGGGUAUUCCGACCACCAGAAGUUGCACUAGUUGCGCGAUGAAUUAGCACUCACCGAGUGCAUUUGACUGCUUAAUUUAUGGAACUGAUUGUGAAUGAUUGUGUUCUGGUUUCCGGUUCUCUCUACCCAUAUCUUGUGUCCUCGCCUCUGUUCCGAGUCUCAUACCUUUGUUUUAGCCCGAUACUGUCUCAGCUAGUGUUUGACACAUGUGUAUACGGUAUACCCUGAUAACCCCUGUAUGAAUCUCCUCAUGGAGAUGAUUUCUUGCCACCAUCCUAGUAUCCUAGAACGUGACGUUAUAGACCACCAUGACUCCUGGCAAACGGCUCUGUAGGUCAGAAAUGUUAGACCGCCUGGCUAUGUAUACUUAAUGUUAAGAAGUCCUGUUAUUGUG
Messenger RNA from Suillus subalutaceus, 1900 nucleotides. RefSeq lists its product as uncharacterized. NCBI's taxonomy places the organism in Eukaryota, Fungi, Basidiomycota, Agaricomycetes, Boletales, Suillaceae. The record is from RefSeq and is a predicted model, not a curated record. Bases 269 to 1537 code for a protein of 422 amino acids. The transcript is spliced from 3 exons.